Messenger RNA from Nasonia vitripennis (jewel wasp), 12677 nucleotides. RefSeq lists its product as uncharacterized. The coding region runs from base 1720 to 9840 and encodes 2706 amino acids. The transcript is spliced from 11 exons. NCBI's taxonomy places the organism in Eukaryota, Metazoa, Arthropoda, Insecta, Hymenoptera, Pteromalidae. The record is from RefSeq and is a predicted model, not a curated record.
GGAUCAGUAGCCUUUCGAACCGCGCGGCGCGAGCGCCUGCUCUUUCUCUCUCUCUCUUUUUGACUUUUCUACGCGACUGUAUUACUCGAUGAUUCGAACGGUGAUCUGAAGACGUGUGCGCGUGCGCGCGCAUGUGUGUGUAAUUAAACACCUCGCGGUGUACAGUGGAAUUUUUUUUGUUGUGCGACGAUGAUGCUUUGUUUCUGUGGUCAAGUGCGAGUUAUCGUGCGAUUUGUUCGCGAUGGAAUAACGGGUGUGAACGAAUUCUGUGAUUAGGAGGAGAUGAACACAAAAAAAAUCUGUUCGCGAUUCUUUGCUGACAUCGGGGAAGUACCGUUAUAGGCGACGUCCCACUUUUCAGCGUAGAGAGAGACGACUCGCGCAAUUAUAAUGCUAAUUGCCGGCUGCGAUUAACGACAAUUCAUGGCAAUUAAAAGUGAACGUCGAUGUCGAUGCUUUCUGCUUAUUUCUGAGAAGCUACGGCGUCGGUGUAAUUGAUUUAAUCAUCGUCACAUUGCGCAUAGCGAAUAUAACGACAUCAAUCGUUAUAUCACUUUUGCUGAAACUCGAAGCUGCUGCAAUCAGAAGCCUCUUGUGGAAGAAUCACUUUGUCAGAAGCAGCGAAACCGUAUACAUCCGCACGCAGCUGAAAUUUCAAGGCCGCGCCGAAAGUGCAGAGCUCCGCCACCGCGCGCGCGUAAUAGAGAGAGAGAGAGAGAGAGAGAGAGAGAGAGAGAGAGAGAGAUAAAGUCGCGACCGUUUUAGCGCGAAGCGUCACCCAACGAAAGUGUCGAUAAUCAUUUCCGAGGCUUUCGCUCACGGGACUCGUGGGAAAGAGUGUGGGAAUUUUUCCGGUUUUCAUCCUGUGUGCAGAAACCGGUGCGCCUAUAGCAGACGUGACGCCGUGCGCGCGUUAUGUACGGCUUUUUUCUGUGCCAAUACGUGAUCGAGGUUAGGAAUCUAAUGCUCGCGCCGAGCGAUGCAUUGGAUUAUUUUAUGUACGCUUUAAUAACAUACCGUUUGUACGCGCAUAAUCAGAUCGAUUCGAUUUCCAUAAACGCGCGUCGUUCGUACACACGAGAAAUUAUGUCACAGGCGCUAAUGAAUUGAUACUUGCGCAAAGUAUGAAAUCAUAGCGUGUGCGCACUCUAUCGCCAACUAAUUGCCAUCUCUCGCUUGCAUCACACAACGUUUAAUAAGCGAGUCUCGCUAUCUCUUGAAAGCAACGCAGUCGAGACGAGCCUUAUCUGCAUUUCCAUCGCGACGUGCAGUUUCUGAAACGCUGACGUCGCACUGUACCGUUCAGGUGGAUUGUCUUCGCCGAAAGUAACUCGAUCGUCUGGAAAAUAAAAAGGAACGGCAGCUAUUUUACUUUAUAAUUAAUUGCAGAGGUUGCUCUGAGAGCGAGAGAUAAAGUUGUCUCUUAACGACUGGUUUGCCAUCGGCUUACAUAAGAUAAUCGUAAACCUUAUUUCUAUCGAGUCUCGUGAGAUAAAAAAAGCGUUGUUAAAGAAUACCGACCUGCGCAUUGCCGCGAUAUUAAUAACCGAGAUACGAUCUUAACAAUGUUGAACCAUCGCAACUCCAGUCUCCAAUAGCAAGGGAACAUCAUGAGCAGACCUCAACUCUGAACUCGCCGUGUUCGCGUGCGCAGUACACGAAGAAAAAAGGCCCCCUCGCAGGCGCGUGGGCGGCUAAUAAUAGAAAAAGGAGACGGCAAUGCCAAAGUGCUGCGGCGUCGGCGGCGGCUGCCGCGAGGUCUGCAGCGGCGUUGAGACCUAUCAGCCGCUGCAGCAGUACCAACACCAACAGCAGCAGCAGCCGGUGCUCGUUUACGGCGGCGGAAGCCUCAGGCUCUCCAGGGAGGGCAGCCGCACGCCCCGCGAUCACGUGCGCAAGCUCAGCGUGCGCUACGAUGCUGUCAGGCCCGCUGGGAGGGAAAGCGAGCAGUUAACGCCGCACCGCCAUCUGUCGGGGAGCCUGCGCAGCUCCCUGCAGCUAACGCAGUUCAGCCAUCAUCACCAUCAGCAGCACAAUCCACCCCUGCACAGACAUGAACCAGCGGCCUCGUGCUGCCAGGCAGCAGCACCGUCAACCCCGACGAUCAACAACUGCCACCACUACACAGUGCCGCGCGGCUGCGCCCUUCAUCCACCGCGGCUCGAGCAGCCGGUGACCAGUUCGACCUCCGGAAUGGACAGCAAGAAGGUUGUCCAGGCAACGGCAUCGGUGACGGGUGCGCCGCCGCUGUCCCAGCCGCAACCCCAGGCUCAGCCACAGCCGUUGCAGCAGCAGCAACAGCAACAACAUCAGCAACAUCAGCAACAGCAGCCACAGCAACAAACGCCUCGAGUCAAAGGCGUUCCGGAUGGCGUGUCUCCGUCGAUAUCCGGGGUACGACGUCGCAGUGGGCCUAAUCAGGGCCUCAGGUCGCCAGCUGCCAAGAGACCUGUCUCGGCGCCUGUGGCCCUUCAGGGAUGGCUGCACAAACAGGGCUCCGAGGGCCUCAUGCUCUGGAAGAAGCGUUGGUUCGUCCUCUCCGAAUACUGCCUUUUUUACUACAAGGGUCCCGAGGAGGAAAAGCUUCUGGGAUCGAUCCUGCUUCCGUCCUAUCGAGUCACGGUCUGUAGGCCCGAGGACAAGAUCAACAAGAAAUUCGCCUUCAAGGCCGAGCACGCCAACAUGAGGACGUACCACUUCGCCGCCGAUACACGCGAGAGCAUGAAUCAGUGGGUGAACGCCUUGACGCUCGCCUCCCUGCUGCAGGAUCCCAAUCCCGGCGGAGGCGAGAUAGUCCUGGCGGCCGAUGGCAACGUUGCCCAGCAGCAGCAACAGCUGAACGACGGUGACCGAAGCGCACGUCCGAGCGUCUCCUCGAUCUCGUCAAUCAUGAACCAGAGUGCGGACGACAGCGACUCCGGCUUCCAUGGCUUCCAGUCGCGCGACGAUCCCAGUCACGCGUCCAACAACAAUUCCAGUCCCAACAGCGUCAACACCGGCUCGUUCCCUGGUAGCAGCGGCACCAAUACCACUGCUAGCAACAACGCUAACAACAAUAACAAUCCGGUAAACGUAAACAACAACGUGAACGCCAAUAUGCACGACACGGCGCAGCAGAGUCAACCUGAUCCGCUGAUCAACGGCUGGAUGCAGCAGCAGUCGCCGCAGUACCGGGACCACGGGGUCAUCGGUCAGCAGAGUCCGGGUGUCCAGUACAAUCACCAGAUGAUCCCUGGUGUUAUCCAACAGCAGCCCAUGCAUCAGCAGCAGAUCAUCUACCAGCAGCACCCGCAUCUCGCUCAACAGCAGCAGAUGAUGCAGCAGCAGCAGAUGAUGCAUCAACAGCAGCAGCAGCAGCAGCAGCAGCAACAGCAUAAGCACAAUGUCUCGCCGCAGCAGCAGCAACAACAGCAACAGCAUCAGAACCCGGCCAACCUGCCGAGAAACUACGGUCAACCGGUGUACGCGAAUGCGCCGCCGAAGCCACGACGUCUCACCGACAACCCCAACGAUUACUCGACACCGUCCCCGGAUCCGGACUACCGCAAGUCUCCGGUAUCACCCGACGUGCGACUCAGCAGCAAGAGCCCCAUGUCCGCCGUCGAGUACAUCGACACGCGCAAUCCUAACGCCAUCUACGGCCAGAGGAUGACACCCCAGCAACAGCAGCAGAGUCUUCGGACGGACAAAUCGGGACUGAACUACGGAUUCAACCAGGCCGUGGCUCAGCCGUCGGAGAGGCGAACGCCUGAUACCUACGGUAGGAGCAACACCAAACCCACCGGAAGACAGCAGCAAGUAGUCAGGACGAUCAACGGAGGCGACUACGAGGACGUGUACGCAGCUGCUCCACCCCAGCUGUACCAGAGACCUGCGGGACCUGUGGGAUACACCAAGGGGCCGGCUCCGGCACCGAUACCCAUCCCGGUUUACACGCAGCAGCCUCAGCAGCAGCAACAGCAGCAGAUGCAUCCGCAGUACUACGUCGUCUCGGGGCCAGGCCUGACUAAUGCCUCCGUAAUGAGGCAACCUCCACCGCAGCAGCAGCAGCAGGUGCGAACGCAGCCUCCGCCACGACCCCACAGCGCGGAUUUUCUGGAGUACGAGGCGACGCGUCGCCCGAGCCAGCAAACGCCAACGCAACCGGCCGUCUCCGGUCAGCAAAGGUGUCCGCAGCGGCCCAAGUCGAGUCUCGAUAUCGUCAAUCCCUCGGACGUCGCCGUCGUCAACGACAAUUAUUUUUAUUCGGAGGAGAGAUACGCAGCUCAGAUGCGUCAGAGCGCCGUCUAUCUCCAUCAGGGGCCACAACAUCUUCCCCAACAGCAGCAGCCGCCGCCGCCGCAACAACAGCAACAGCAUCCUCAGCAGCAGCCGAGAAAUCAGUCGCUGUCGAGGGCAGCGACGCCUUCGAAAUCGACGGCGUCGCGGGACACCGAGUCCGGAAUUGGUACUCUCUCCGAAAUGUCCUGCCCAUCCGUCAGGCGCUCGCAGAGGGAACACUCGCACCAGCCUCACUCGCUUCAGAGGCAUAACGAUCUGACCAGUGGAGAAGCGUCGCACCACCUGCGCCGUUCGUUACGCGAGUCUCGUGGCCCGUCGCUGAUUCACUCGGAUCAUCACUCGCCGGGCCGUUCGCUGCCACGGGACUACGAGGCCGCUGCUCGAUUGCAGCCCGGAGUGGUGGGGUCGACUCGCAGCAGCAGCGGCGGCCGAUGCUGGCCGGAUCAGUCGCAGCAGCAACAGUUCGCCAGAUCGGCGAGUGCCCGUCUGCCGCGUAGCAGACACCCGGCUGCUAUAAUCGAUUACGACGACGACGACGAGGACGACGACGACGACUACGCCGAGAAGUCGUCGGGUCAGGACUCGAGGGAUGGUGAACGCAAGAUUCAGCAGCGCGAAGAAUCAAUGAAGCGCCUCCUCGAGUGGAAGCAGCGCAUGCUGCAGUCGCCUCUGACCCGCAAGCCAACGGCCUCAUCGUCGAAUCAGCGCAAUCAUCAGCAGCACAAUGCCGAUCUGGCCAACUGCUACAAGCAGCAAGCUCUCUUGGAACUGGCAGCUCACGAGGCCUCUCUGGCCGGGCAGGCCCACCGACACUCGAGUCGUCGACGAGACGACGCUCACCACAGAUCCCAUCACCCGCGUAGCAAGAGCACCGAUGCCCGCAGGAGCAAUGCCGUCGCAGGUGGCUCGUUGCACCACAACGCUCUGCCGAGGUACAACAGCUACAGCAGCGACGACGAAGAGCUGAGCGACGUCCGGCGGAAGCGCACGCGCAGGCCCCCGCACACAGGCAGAAGUCCGCGUGGCUUCGAGAAGGAGUCAGCACAGCAACAGCCACCGACCAGCAUCGUUCCACCGCCUGUCGCCGUGAAGCCGCAACCGCCACCACCACCGACUGCCGUCGUAAGAUCGUCACCCGCGCGUCCUGCAUCUUCGAUGAACCAUCAUAGCGACUUUGGAAACGCCGCGAGUCUGGACACCGGCUACGAGGAGAUGGCGUUCCCGAGACCAGCCUCUAAGAUGGAGUCCCCCAUGAGAGUCGUCGAUAAGGUCAAGAAGCCUCUGGGGAUUCUGAAGACACCUGGGGUCUACGCGACUAACCAUCCUAGUACGAGGAACGAGGCUGGGAGACUGAGUACCCUGGCGGGAUAUAUUCCGCCGGAGACCCAGCAGUGGCCGGUGCAGAAGAACGUGCAGUGGGAUUCGUCGCCGCACAAAAUUCGCGACGAAGAGGAGGAGGACGACGAAGAAAAGGAAGAGUGGGACUCAAAGAUCGACGAGAGCAAGGUCGUGAAGGAAUUCUCUUACCAGUACAUCAGGCAGGAGGAGGAGGUUCGGGAGGAGAGCGACGCGAGUACUGGUAAUCAGGACCAGGUGAACCUCGUGCAGAACAGAAUCAGGUCUUUCGAGUCCACUAAGGAUGGUAACGUCCAGACUACUCCGGAGAAAGACACAACGACGGCUGUGAUGCAAGAACCGCUGAAAGUGUCACCACCACAGGCCAGCAUCGAAGCUCAUGUUUCCAGACUACUCGAGUCACCAAGAAAGCCAACAGCUGUGGUGAUUCGUGAAUUCGCUCUCGGCGAGCAGCAGGAGGAGGCCGCGAGACAGCGACAGCAGCAACAGCAAGAACAACAAUCAACGGACCGAAACAAGUCGGUCAAGGAUCUGCUAGCUGACUUUGAGAGAAAAUCUCAGCAGGUGAAGCAGCAGGAGCAGACCGAUCGUCAGCAACGAGACCUCCCAAAGCAACGGGCUGUCUUCAGCGAUACCGAGACUCUGCUGUACGAGACCGGCAGCGACCUCGAUCAGCCGGAUGACGAGGAUACCGACCAAAUCGUCCCCAAAUACAAUGCUCAAUCCGAAGAGAAUACUGAUUCUGAAAAGCAAAAAGAUGAUACUGUAAAUCCAGCCUACGCCAGGCUCAGCGUCGCGGAGUCUCUGGUGACCCACGGUGAUCGGCUCUCAGAAGAGAGUGACAACACCAGUCCCACGCCGAAACAGCAGCAGCAGCAGGAUGAUUCUAAUAUGGAAGAACACUACCUGCCCAUGACUCCCAGAAAAGCGAUCUUGGAUCCCAACAGCGACGAGAGACCUAUGCCGAAGAUGAUGGAGAGCCUGUUUGCCGGUCUAAGGGAGGAGAGCUCUUACGUUGAGAUGACGCAAAACGGCACGACGAGGUCUCUGCUGGCUCCCAACAGUAGAGGCAAGCAGGACUACAACGACUACUCGACUCUGGAUAAUCCGCACUACGAGUUCGUCUGCGUCGCGGACAACAAGAUGGAGCCGGUAUACAUGGAGCUGAACCAACUGGGCCACAAUGACGACGUGCUGAAGGGUUCUGUGAAAGACGCUGCGAAUACCGAGAUGCCAAACUCGAGAGGCGACUUACCCGACAUUCUGACCGCCCUCAAGUCCGACAGCUCCGACGCCGACGACGAGUCGUCCAAGGAUCUGGAUUCCAUCGACGCGCCGAGGCAUCCGAGGUUCAGUCUUUCGGAUACUUUCCGACCAGCAUCCUACUAUCUGGGAGCUAGCCAGACACUGAUCGCCGAGCUGCACGACUCAUCAGACAGCGAACUUGUGUCACCCCCUCCAAUACCUACGUCACCGCCGCCGCUCGACGAUCUCGAUUCACUCGAGAUGCAGGACUCGCUCGAGGUCAAGAAGGUUUCUCCUCAGGUCGCCAUGGCCAGGGAUUACGGCAGCCAGCGAAACUCGCCCAAUUCAUGGAACAAACCUGCAGCGCAAGUGGAAGUGAGGCGUUCGCCGUCGCGCUUCUUCGAGACCACCAUGAGUUCCACCUUCCGCGACAGCCGCAUGUCCUUGGAGAGUGCCUCAGGUAGCGACUCGGUCGAGUUGAGAAAUACCGAGGAGGAAGCCAGACACCGGCAGCUCAAGCGACGUCCCGUCAGUGACGACAUGUGCGAAGUCCUCGACAGCCUGGAUGAACUCGAGUCGCUUGGAAGUCGGUUCGACGGCACCAGCAUAGACCUCGAUCAGUAUCUGGAGGAACUUCAAGCUCGGGAUGCCUUUAACGUGGACCUCUAUGCUAAGGACCUGAGCUACAACAGUAUCUACGGCCUCAACGAGAACAUGCUGGUAGCUGACAAGUUGCAGAAAUCCAGCUAUCCGGAGAUAGGCAAAUCUGGGCCGACGAGUGAGUCCAAUAACAGCCUGGACCAGCCUUUUCGCUACAGCACGCGCAGCAAGACCAGUUCCGCGAGCAGUUUGCCCUCGAUGAGGGUAAGCGAAGUACUACCUACAACAAGCCACCAACACUCUCAGAGUUUCACCGGAGAUGCGCAUUACGAGAACGUCUCGAAGUUCUCGCCGUUGAGAGGAUCUCCAGCCGUCGUUGAGGCGAGUCGUGAAGAUCACGGCUACAGAAGGGAACAAAAGAGUGUACCGUCACCAUUGGCGAACGUGGUGGCGACGCAUAGCCGGGACUCGAGUUAUUCCUUCGUCUCGGGUACCGCCUCAGUAGCGAACUACUCAGCGCAGCGACCAGCUAGCGCACAGUCCUCCCUGGUAGUCCACUCGCCUGUGGCUAUGGUCCAGUCGACUAACACCUACAUCGAGCAGCGGACAACGCCACAGCAGCAGCAACAUCAGCAGUAUCACUCGAGGUCGGCGAGUCAAGAUUCAGCGCGAUACUCUCUAUCACCGAAUCACAGAUCCUCCUCGAGUCAGGAUUCGAGUCAGUAUCCGCCGUCGACGUCCACGGUUGUGCCCAGGUCCGCGUCUACGAUACCCCAUUCGCAACCCAGUGAUCAAGGCGGCGCGCCGUACUAUUACUCCGAUUUGCAGGCUGCCAACUCUGACGCACAGUAUCAGCACCAACAGCACCCGAGGCCCUGCACUAUUGCUCAUACUUCAAGGCUACCGCAGCUGAACAAUCAGCGAGGCGAUGCGACGGGUUUGAACAAGCGCAACGACAUCGGCAGAAUGGUCAACCCAAUACCUAGACAGAUGCCGAGGCAGAUCCAGGUGGACGAUAUCGACGAGGCCAGGAGAAUCGCGGCAGAGCUGAGGAAGACCACCUGUCAACUGCUGGCUGAAGACAAGGCCGGACUGGUCGAUCGCAGGAACUUCUACGAGGCGGAUACCUUGAGGAGAGUCAAGUCCACGGAUCCACUUCCAGAUGUGGCGCCCACGGAUCUCAAUGCCAGGAACCUGUACCCACAUGGGCUGAGGGACAAGUCUGGCAGUCAGACGCAGCUCAACUCCGAUGGCAACGAGUUUCCCACCACCACGCAAACGUCGCAUCGGAGGUCCAGGUCCCUCGAAGGUCUGCUCGACGACGCGGGUCUGCAGAGUCUCGUAGAGCAGAGAAACCGGGCGAACAGCAGUCGGCAGCAGCAGGCCGUGAACACAGCUCGACCCCAACAGGAGCUAGUUCAGCACGUCAACAAUCAAAACCCCGAACCGGAGCCGAGUCGAACCAGUGCCAACAACUCUACGGCCAACAGCACAUUCGAAGGUGAGGAUCCCUGGGAACAGGACAGUCUCUGGCGAGAAAGCCUUCGUAGAGUGAGCCUUCGUCACGCCAGAUCACUCGAUAAUCUCGAUGCACCCUCGCCGACGCGGACAACACCCAGCACCAGCGAGGCGAACAAGGCGCGGGUAAAGAUAACGCGCGGCGUAACCUACGUCAACGACAGCGUGGCGAAUUCAGUCGAGCGACCCAGGUUCAAGCGACGCAGCGACGAGGAAGCCGCAUCUGGUAACAGCGCCCCAAACCAAAGCAACAGCAAUAAUCUCGAGGAGGAGGACGAUGCGUACGAGAGUCUGGCGAUGGACAGGAUCGGCGCGGGCGGCUACAUCUGGGACCCCGAAAACGAGGCCUACCGUAAACCGGACACUAGCGUUAGUAGUUCUCAGAGCAGUAGCGGCCGUCAGCAUUUUUUAGCGGAAGGCAACCCCGUCCCAGCUCAGCAGCAGCAGCAGCAGCAACAACAGCAGCAGCAGCAACAGUCAACAACAACGAGCAGCAGUUUCGAGCUCGAUCGCGAGAAGCUGCGCCAGUGGGACCUGUUGUCGAGCGCCUGCUUACUCCAGGAACAGCAGCGCACCUCGAUGGCACCGGCGGAUGGCUCGGCGCCGGGACGAGGGUUGCCAGCCGCAACAGCAUCGUCAGCAGCAGCUACAGGCUGCGGGAGCGCCGUCGACGCUUCGUCGAGGCAACUCGAGUCGACGGCGACGAAAGCAGCAACACAGGUCGUGGAUGGAGAUACGAUAAAGCCGGAGGAGGUGAAGAAGCUCGUGGCUGCGGGACGUAGCAACGGCGCAGGUGAGUGGCUCUACCGGACUGGUGCUGGGCUCGCGUACCGAAAGUGAGAAAGAUAGAGCCGAGAUUGACCCUAGCGUCGUUGUUGUCGUCUUUCCGAAACGCUUACGCUCCACUUGGGAAUCGAUCAAUUGAACGAAGAAGAAGGCACGAGACGCAAGAACUUGACACGAGAGAGACACACACGAACCACUACUAUACUACUACUACCAAAGUACCUGCGUGCGACCUAUUGUAAAGCUUUCGUUUUGGUCGAUUUUGUUGUAAACACGGACUAGUCGUGUUCUUUUCUGUUGUAUGUAUCUCGAUAGUCUAUGCAAAUAAAGAGACAGUACUGGAAUUUCGUCGGAAGUUGCGAUCGUAAAGGAAAAGUCUCAAUUUUUUGUGUAUUGCGAACAAACAGCAGUUUGCGAGGUUUAUUAUACUUUUAACAGAGGUUGAAUUACCAUACAAAUAUGCGUAUGAAUAUUUUGUAGAUAAUUCGAUGAGAUAAAGCGAACCGUACAUUUGUUCUAGAAUAGAACGAAAUUAGGGGCUACUUGCAAUAAUUUUAUCUCGAUAUAGGAAAUAAGUACCGCUCAGUUAGUAAUUUCCAGGUAUUUUUCUUCCAUGUAAUUACAAAUAAUUAGCAGUGUAGCAGUAAGAUUGUAUCUACGGAUUAUGUAAAACGUCACAGUACUUAAGUGUAACGAUCAGCCUACGAGAGUUGACCUUAAAUUAUUAAUUCGCAAUUUCGACACAGUAAACUUCACGGAAAAAUUAGUACUGUCCAGUUAUAUCUCGUUGAGUUGUCGAUGUGUAACGCCUUUAUAUCCCGUGUACAAUUCUUCUUUUGUAUCAAUGUGCCUUUUACGAUUUGUUUAUCUCGCGCGUCUUGUCGUUACUGUGCUAACGAGAUUUUUUGUAAACGACUCUCUGUUUGUAUCUUUUUUAUUUUAUGGAUUCCAGGUUGUCCGGCUCGUUUUUCCAACUUGCAACGGGAUCAUUCCGCUUUCAGAAAGUUUUCCGUUCAAAAAUUAGCUAUUCACAGCCAUCCAAUUUUAUCUUUAGUUCAAUAAAUAAGCGAUCACUUUUUUGUUAGAGUUUGGCUUUGUUUUCUUCAACGUUUCUUGCUUGUCAAUUUCGUCCGUCAGAGCGUGACGAAAGAACUUUGCGAGUUGAAAAGACGAUGACAACGACCUGGGGUUUUAUUUUGGCGAGUGUAAAUGUGUGUAUGUGUGUGUGUGUAUUUGUGCGUUGAUGUCGAAUCGAAGAUGAAUUCUGUCUUCGUACUUGCCCAUUUUUUGAAAACUUAAAGUUACGUACAUGACGAUAGCUCUCGAGGCGCUGAUAAUCGUAUAUAUUUUUUGGAACUGUUGAAAAAGUUAAACAGAAUUGAAUUUUGUAAAUAUUACAAGUAAAUUUAAAUAUGUUGCGUAUGAUCGAUUUUUUAAAAUCAAAUAUUUUUACUAUUUUUGAAAAAAGGAAGCCUCAUUAUAAGAAUUUCCUGGUGCGCAAACUUGAUGUUCGUUAAAAGCUCGAUGAGUAAUCCCAUUAGUUACGGAUAAAUUAUUUCGAUCAUAAAGCCACGUGCUGUGUCGAGGCUCGAUAAUCACAAUUAAACGAAUAGAUUCUUCUAUCCUACUGCCUCUUGCGCGGCUAAUCAGAAUCUUAAGCGAUUAAUGUCGUUGCCGCCACCGCCCACAGCGGAAGCAAUAAAACUUUUUUUCCGGCUACGCGAUCGCGAUUAUUACGCUAGGAGCCGGAGUUUUAAAUUAGUUACGCGGCACGCGAGGGCUCUGCUAUGCCCUUUCUAACAAUAUGUGCGCAAGGGAACGCGGACGAGUCAGCUCAGCGGGCUUGAACCGAUAUCGUGCGAGGUCUGCGGCGCACGUCAGUCCAGGGCGACAGGUCGAAACCGCACGAAACGUGCAUUUCUGCGGUUGGCUUUUGGAAUUUCGCGGAAUCGUCUUCUUACGAUUCAUUGACAUUAAAUCGAAUUUCAGAGGAAAAGUUUAGAUUGUGCAUUAGAAUUAGUAGAUUUUUAUGAAUCUUUACAAGUCGUUGAAGCAUUUACUUUUGAGAUAAAAUAUUAUUUAAAAUUUUUAUUGUACUUAUAAGUAUGAACUGUUGAAAAGCGAGAUACUCUGAUUAAUAUUUGGGGUAGUUAAAAAAAUUAGUAUGUAGGGAUAACUGUAAAGUUUAUUAUGUUGAAGUUUGACAUGAGAAAUUGUUGGAACCAUAUUAUGGGAUCAGGCAAUUUAAAACAUAUGAAGAAAUAUAUUUAAUUAACUUUCGUAUCUUGUACAGUUACAUGUUCUCACCUUAUCUUUUAUCUCUUAAACGUUCAACACUGAAAACAAUAUAUCUGUAUAACAAUGAGAACAAUACCUUGUAUUCGAUAGAUGCUGGUACUGAAGCUGUAGGAUCUAAGGUUGUACAUAGAUGUCAGUAUUAAUUUGUUUAAUUAGAUUUAGAGAUUAUCCGGAUAAGCGUUUUUAUUUAGUCAAUCAAUUUCAGGCUAUGAUACUACGAUGCGGCGUAGAUGUCUGCCGAGAGGAUUAUUUCGAUUGCAAUAAAACGAUGUUUUGUCGAAAAUGUGUUAUAUAGUAUAAAUGCUAGAUUGUGCGAUUCGUCGUAAAGCGUUUCUUGCGUCAAGCCACUGCACUCUAGGACUGAACUGGAAACAUUGACACGAAUCGAGGUUGCGAUACCAUUUAAAGGCCAAUAAACCUGUUGUUGCAUUCGAAUUCCUUCUCUCGGAGAAUCGAUCAAACUAUAUAGCGCACCCGUUGAAAAGGCAUGCAAAAUUCGAAACUAGCACAUAGAUAACUCAACAAUGUAUACAAAAAAUUAUUAUGACACUGUAUUGUGUGACAAUACAUAAACGAAUUCUUUUACAUACAAA